Terrapene triunguis (Three-toed box turtle) is the source of this 561-nucleotide messenger RNA. Its product is annotated as putative PDZ domain-containing protein PDZK1P1. Gene Ontology annotation, biological process: protein localization to plasma membrane. Gene Ontology annotation, molecular function: protein-membrane adaptor activity; protein binding. Gene Ontology annotation, cellular component: apical plasma membrane. The annotation marks the transcript as partial. NCBI's taxonomy places the organism in Eukaryota, Metazoa, Chordata, Testudines, Emydidae. The transcript has 3 exons. The record is from RefSeq and is a predicted model, not a curated record.
GCUCAAGUUUCCCCAUGUUUGUACUAUCAGGAAAGACAAGAUUCUUUUCCAGCUGAGGCAGAGGAAGAGCCGACCUCACAUGCUGAGCAGGAGGUGAAUCACAAGCCCAAAAUCUGCAGGCUGGUGAAGGGUCCUAGUGGAUUCGGCUUCCGUUUGAAUGCAACCAAGAAUAUGCCCAUGCAUUUCAUCAAAGAGAUACGGAAAGGUGGGCCAGCUGAUGCAGCAGGACUGGAAGAAGAGGACAUUUUGGUGGAAGUGAAUGGCGUGAACGUACUGAACGAAGCCUAUGAUAAGGUUGUAGCAAAAAUCAGUGACAGUGGUGACAGACUGACACUACUGGUGUGCAGAAAAGCAACCUAUGAAUACUUUAAGUCUCAGAAUAUUCCUAUUACUGCCUCUCUGGCAGAUCAGCUAUAUGACACUACUGAUCCUCCUGCUUAUACAGAGAACCCACCAGCAGAGCCAGAGAGGACCUCGCCGGAACCAAGAGAAAGGGCCAGCUCCUCCUCCUCUUCACUCUCAAUCGCCUCAGCAGAAGAUGAUGAUGACACACAGUUAUGA